UUGCUUAAAUCAUGGGCUUUCCUAAUAACGAGUCGGAUAGUGAUUCAUCAAAUAACAACACGACAAGUGAAUCGGUAGCUAAUAAUAAUAACCGGGUGUUUGUCAACUCAUGUCAUGUGGACUCUUCUAAUCGACACAACACUAGUCGACAUACCGGUGCCGCCAAUGACCUGAAUACAGAUAUGGAUCCCAUCAAUGGUGACAGAGAUCCGGCUGUUGCGGAUGACACAGGGGUUAGUGGUGGCGGCGGCGGUGGUGGUGUCGGUAGCCGUCAUCAGCACCCGCCUGGUCUACUACGACAUCACAACAAUAGCGACCUAAACGACCAGCACAUUGUUCACUUGCAAAUGAGAGACACCCUAUCGGCUGCUGAUGUCCGCCGUACGGUCCGCGGUCUGUGGCCAGUGGACAGCGCAUCGUUUUUUGCCACAUUUUUUUGUUGUAUAAACUUUUAUACAAUUAGCCGUUUUUCGGUACUCACCUAUUAUUUUAAAGGUCCAUUUGUCAUACAAUUUCUCAUAUUAAGCAUCGGUUUUGGGCUACCGUUCCUUCUAUUGACAAUGUCGUUGGGCCAGUAUUUAGGGUCCGGCUUUUACGACAUGUGGUUCAUUAGUCCGGCAUUUAAAGGUAUCGGUGCGGCCUUUCUAUUGACAUACAUGUGCUACGGCCUGUAUAGUUCGGUACCCAUUGCCUGGCUGUUUGUCUAUUUUCGUGAUGCCUUUAUGGCCACCAGCGAUUCGGCCUACAAGUGGUCAUAUUGUAAUACUAGGAUUGCCACAAACAACUGUUUGAUGGCCUUAAACUCCACGUCCUAUGACUACAUCGGUUGGUCCGUCUCUUCCUAUUUUCAUGGUCGAGUACUGGAUAGAAGUCAAAGGCAUCAGACAAAGGAAGUAAAAAUCGAACUGUCCUUUCAUUUGUGUAUCGUUUGGACAGUCAUAUGUCUGACACUGAUUCGCGGCUUUCACUCSACWGGACGGCUAUUGAUGGUAGCGGCGGUCGUACCGUUAGUACUAUACUCUCUGGUCGUACUCCGGUUUGUCGAGCAAUGGGGUGACGGUGUUAGCGAAAUCUUUCAGACCACUGGUCAGCCGUUUUUGUUGGACUCUAUGUCUUGGUUAAUGGCCAGUCGUGAGGUGUUCAUAAUAUGGGUGGCAUUCAGUGCCAUAGCACUCAAUGUCCAGUCCCACAACCGAUCAUCGCAUAACAUAAUCAAACAAAUUCUUGCCCUAUUCUUUCUGGUGACAACUGUCCUAYUAAUGAGCGCCUGUCUGUUUGCCUCAUGUAUGCGUACACUGACCACCAAAGGUUUGGCAUACAUACCGUCAUCGUAUGAAGAAAUCGGUUCCAUACAGUUUGUCCGACCAGUUCAGUCCAACACAGAUACCGGUGGCAAUCAAAAGUUGGCCACCAAUGGUGAUGUAAAGAUACUGUCGGCGGCCAACUUGUUUUUGGGCGAAAAUUUGGUCACCUAUUCGGAGGUGUCGUCGCAUUUAAGUCAUUAUCAAGUAAUGCGUUUCGCCACUGAAGUCUUUCCGGCCGCCCUAUCCGUAGAGGGUUCCCAUCAGAUUGGCUCCAUUUGGGCCGUAUUUUUCUACCUGAGCGCCAUUAUGUUUACAAUGGGUCAUCUGAUUGUUGUCUGGGGCAGUGUUUGCGACGCUAUUGUCUCAAUAAUGCCAACAUUUUUCAAACUAUGGCGUCCGAUACUUACGUUUGUUACCUGUGUGUUGGCCUUUUUGAUGUCACUAUCCAUGACAUCGACGGCCGGCCUAUUUGUCAUAUAUUUUCUCGACUUCUGUAUCGGAUCUCUCUGGUGGUUAGCAUUGCUAUAUUUAUUGAUGCAAAUAUCAGUGCUUAUUAUAAGAGGCCGUCCGGUUGGCACCGAAAAUCUAGUCUCAAUGUUGGCCAAAGACGAGAGCACCCGUAGUUGGUUACUGCCUAUACUGACCUUCCAGUGGAACCUAAUUAUGCCGAUCGCCACUAUGAUAUUGUCGAUUGCAUUUACCCGUUCCUAUAACGCCAGUGGCCUUACGUGGACACAAGUGGUCACAUUCUAUACCUAUUGGCCCGAUUGGACCAAAUCCCUGUCCACUGUAUUCCAGAUUACACCACUGUUUCUCGUAUUCUUUAUCGGUUCCAUACAAUUGAUUGUCUAUCUGUUUCCCAAACAGUCGACAUCACUGUUUCACGAACGCAUACAAGCUCUCUUUUGUCCGACACUGUCGUCGUUCACAAGUGCCGACGGCAAUGGUUCGUCGGGUGCCAUAAACACCGGUUACAUACCGGACGACCCGCCGCCCAAAUACGAACCGCCGCCCUCCUACUCGACGGCAACUGCCCGACAUAUUGUACAACAAAUACGCGGCCGAUUGACCCCAACUACCGGUUCCAUACGUAUGAGUUUUCUGUCGCCGCGUACCGCCGCCAACUCUAUAGCCAAUAGUAAUAAUAAUAAUAACAACAACAAUACCAACGGUGCCGUCAAUUGUGAUAAUACUAACGGUGCCGGUGGUGGUGGCGGUGGCGAUGGCCUUGUURUUGUAGUCAAUAGUCAUAGUAGUAAUAAUACUACUACUAAUAAUAUUAAUACAAAUACUAUUACUAUUACUACUAAUAAUAAUAAUACAACAAUUGGCUGUUCAUCUGAUGAGACAAUCAAAUGUUUGGAAACAAAAUACGAAGAAAUCGCUACCAUUGCUAACACAAUCACCUAA
This is a messenger RNA of Oppia nitens, 2714 nucleotides long. RefSeq names its product sodium-dependent transporter bedraggled-like (gene bdg). The coding region runs from base 12 to 2714 and encodes 900 amino acids. The transcript is spliced from 11 exons. NCBI's taxonomy places the organism in Eukaryota, Metazoa, Arthropoda, Arachnida, Sarcoptiformes, Oppiidae. Gene Ontology annotation, biological process: sodium ion transmembrane transport. The record is from RefSeq and is a predicted model, not a curated record. Gene Ontology annotation, cellular component: membrane.